AGUCGCGUACGUCAUUCAUUGCCAACAGAUUCAUAUUCGCAUUGCAUUGAAUUCAUGUAAAAAGCCAAGAUUAGUGUCGAUUUUAACGACGUAACAUAUUGCAAAUAAGUGCGAAAUAUUGUGAUAUACUUCCUUUAGCAUUAGUUAAUCUAGUUCAAUUUUAAUAAAUUCAACAUGUUUAUUUUGGACUGGUUUACUGGUGUCCUUGGAUUCCUUGGUCUAUGGAAGAAAUCUGGUAAACUAUUGUUCUUGGGUCUGGACAAUGCUGGCAAGACCACACUGCUGCACAUGCUGAAGGAUGACAGACUCGCACAACAUGUGCCCACAUUGCAUCCUACUUCCGAGGAACUGUCGAUAGGCAGUAUGCGGUUCACGACGUUCGACCUGGGCGGGCAUCAGCAGGCGCGGCGCGUGUGGCGCGACUACUUCCCCGCGGUGGACGCGAUCGUGUUCCUGGUGGACGCGUGCGACCGCGCGCGCUUGCACGAGUCCAAGGCGGAGCUGGACUCGCUGCUCACUGACGAGACGCUCAGCAACUGCCCUGUACUCAUACUCGGCAACAAGAUCGACAAGCCCGGCGCCGCCAGCGAGGACGAGCUGCGUCAAUUUUUCAAUCUUUAUCAACAAACUACUGGAAAGGGUAAGGUGUCCCGAUCGGAGCUGCCCGGACGGCCGUUGGAACUCUUCAUGUGCUCAGUGCUGAAGCGACAGGGCUACGGCGAAGGCUUCCGCUGGCUUGCCCAGUACAUCGACUGAAUUCCGCGCCACCGCACCGCGCCCGGGCUAGCUUAUACUCGUAUGCUUUUCAUAUAAUGUCCAAACGUAGCUGCCUGUACUGGUACCAGAAUUUGAUUUUUUUUUACCUAAUUGAGUACUGUAUCAAUACUCAACAUUUUAAGUACUGUAUAGUGAUGGUGUGCUGAAUCGAUGUAACCAUAUUAGUUAAUUAGUAAAUUAAUUAACGCUACAUUAUAGAGAUUUCACAUUCUACAACUAAUUUUGGUGAAGGUAACGAUACAUAUAAUUUGAAACAUAAGGAUGUGUCCUUUUUUGUGUUUUUAUUGGUAUCUUUAAAUGAUUGUGAUAUCCAAGUGGCUACGUUUAUGCAAUUGUGUCAAGUUCGAAAUGCGCCCUGUAAGCAUCAAUCUGUAAGCAGCCUUGCUCGCUCACUAGUAAUGUGGCAACUGUUUGGGUAUUAUUAAUUACACGUACUUCUAAAUUUUGCAGCUGUAUCGUCUAUUAUACGUCUCUAAGAGGGGAAUCUCGCCUAUUAAUUACCUGCACACCAUAUAAUAAGAUAAAUAAAUAGAUUGGUGUACUAUAUUUUGAUUACAUUAUUUCUAUUUUAUACUAUAUUCUUUCUCACAUUUAUGUUGCGGGUAUAGAGUGGAGGUAUGUUUCCCUAUAAAUAGCUAUGAAUAGCUAUUUAAGAACAUAUAGUAUUUACAUUGUAUAAAGUACAACGGAAACAUUCAAGUAUGUAAUGGGACACGCCAAGCAUUACUAGUAAGCGAGAUACUUUUGCGGUUUUAAAUAUAUCUCAGCUAUAAUAACAAAUAGUUCUUAGUAGUUCAGUGAUUAUUUGUUUGGCUGUUAAAAAGAUAACAUUUCAAUUAAUGUAGUGUAUAAAGAACUGAACGCUUCUCCUCCUAUAGGUUCUUUAUGUUUAUGAAACAAUAUAAAUUUGUGUCUAUAUAAAUAAGCUAAUGGUGCAAAGCAUUAUAUUAUAGUUUCCAUAGUCAACAAGUAUUAUUCGACAGUUGUAUUUUUGUGCAAGUAACAUGUCGACUUGUUGCGAUUUGUAAUAGUCAAUAUUUCUCCUAAUCGCCUCGGUCUCGCUACAGAGUCAGAGUUUUAUGAUAAGAUACAAUUGAAUUCAAAUUUUAAAUAUUAUUAUAUUGUUAUUCUCAUUCCAACUUUAUUGAGUGAUAAUAUUGACCCGACUUAUUUAUCAAUUACUGCUCACUACGUUGUAUGUAUAUUUAAUUAAAAAUGAGUUAUAUUUUUGUAAAUUAUUUCAAUCAUUCGAUUAUGUUUUGCGGAUUGUUUUAAUUAGUGUGUGGGGUUCGGAACGGCUAGUCUAUGUUAGGGUAGAUCAAUAAUGAUUUUAAAUUUACAUUGUAAUAUCGAUUGCUUAAUAAAAUUGAGGUUCUUCCAAUUAUGUGUAAUAAAAAUGCAGGGAUUUGAAAUUUAAUUGGAAUAAGAGCUGCAUUUCUAAGCACAAACAAUAUUACACAGUUGGAAACUCGUCAAUGGAAAUAUAAACAUCACAAUAUCGACAUUACAUCCGACUAGAAAAUACUUGAACACUUGGACACAUCGUAUGAAAUAUUGUUAUGAUAAUAAUCGUCAUUCACGCUCACACAUUACAGGCUGAUAUUUGCAUGUAUGACGAUUGUAAAGUUCUGGUGAAACUUAAUUCGUUAUAGUUACUAUAGUUAUAAUGCCGUACGCUUUUUGUACGACGAAUAGUUAUAAAACAAUAAGCCGGUUUGUGAAGGCGAGCCGUUUCCAGUAAUAAGUCGCGAUCAACGUGUGCUGGCUCACCAGCACUUCUUAGACAAUGUUUUUGGGUAUAUUAUUUGCAGUUUAAGUCCAGAAAACAAGAUUUGUAAUAAAAUUUAUAUGAAAUAAA
Molecule: messenger RNA, 2635 nt
Organism: Galleria mellonella (greater wax moth)
Lineage: Eukaryota; Metazoa; Arthropoda; Insecta; Lepidoptera; Pyralidae
Gene: Sar1
Product: GTP-binding protein SAR1b
Exons: 5
Coding region: 175-756 (193 amino acids)
Biological process (GO): membrane organization; endoplasmic reticulum to Golgi vesicle-mediated transport; vesicle organization
Cellular component (GO): endoplasmic reticulum exit site; COPII vesicle coat
Molecular function (GO): GTP binding; GTPase activity
Source: RefSeq, a predicted model, not a curated record